Piliocolobus tephrosceles (Ugandan red Colobus) is the source of this 1437-nucleotide messenger RNA. It is a transcript of the gene YEATS4, whose product is annotated as YEATS domain containing 4. Gene Ontology annotation, biological process: regulation of DNA-templated transcription. The record is from RefSeq and is a predicted model, not a curated record. Lineage: Eukaryota; Metazoa; Chordata; Mammalia; Primates; Cercopithecidae. The coding region runs from base 272 to 955 and encodes 227 amino acids. The transcript has 7 exons.
ACGCGAACCCGUUGCGCCUGCGCACGGUGCCGCCGUCGCCCCUCCUUCCGCUGCGCUCUCCACCUGCGCGGGGCUGAAUGGCCUUCGGGAGCACUGUCGGCCUGAGGAGUUGACGGUUAGUCAGCGUUACGAGCCUUAGUAACUCGCCCUCCCUCGGCCAGAAACCCUCCGCCUGGGCCCGCGCGAGAGGAGCGCGGCCUCUGAGGGGAGCGGCGACCCCGCCAGCCCCGGUCUCUUUCCCUGGCGGCGGCGGCUUCUUCCGUGGGACAAUAUGUUCAAGAGAAUGGCCGAAUUUGGGCCUGACUCCGGCGGGAGAGUAAAGGGUGUUACUAUCGUUAAACCAAUAGUUUAUGGUAAUGUUGCUCGGUAUUUUGGAAAGAAAAGAGAAGAAGAUGGGCACACUCAUCAGUGGACAGUAUAUGUAAAACCAUAUAGAAAUGAGGAUAUGUCAGCAUAUGUGAAGAAAAUCCAGUUUAAAUUACAUGAAAGCUAUGGCAAUCCUUUAAGAGUUGUUACUAAACCUCCAUAUGAAAUUACUGAAACAGGAUGGGGUGAAUUCGAAAUAAUCAUCAAAAUAUUUUUCAUUGACCCUAAUGAAAGACCUGUAACCCUGUAUCAUUUGCUAAAGCUGUUUCAAUCAGAUACCAAUGCAAUGCUGGGGAAAAAGACAGUGGUUUCAGAGUUCUAUGAUGAAAUGAUAUUUCAAGACCCAACAGCAAUGAUGCAACAAUUAUUGACAACAUCUCGUCAGCUAACAUUAGGAGCCUAUAAGCAUGAAACAGAAUUUGCAGAGCUUGAAGUGAAAACCAGAGAAAAAUUAGAAGCUGCUAAGAAAAAAACAAGCUUUGAGAUUGCAGAGCUUAAGGAGAGAUUAAAAGCAAGUCGUGAAACUAUAAAUUGUUUAAAAAAUGAAAUCAGAAAACUUGAAGAAGAUGACCAAGCAAAAGACAUAUAAACAGUUCUCAUGAGAACUUGGUAGUAAGCUAAACUGAAAAUAAGGUGGGCUUCACUGGAGAAAUGGACUUACUGCAAAUGCUAUGACGUUUCUUAGAGGAACUUCAUAUAUAGCUGUUGACCAUGAAUUUCUCAGCAAUAGGAAUUUGUACUGUUUAAGCAAUCUUUAAUGGAAAGUACAUGUGUAAGAAUGGAUGCAUAUAGACAUUUUACCAACCCAUUUUAAGGAAAUUCUAUGAUAUUAAGUGCAAUUUUAAAAAAUGUUUAUUGUAGUGUAUGUAUAGCUUAUUACCCUUUUGACAGGCAUCAGCAUUUCAUUAUAAAGUAUUACUUGUACAAAUUUUGUACUUCUCUAGUAGUUAGAAUUAGUGAUAAACUUAAUGUAUAUAUUUAAUUUCUUCAGGUUCUUACCUGCCCCCAUCCUAUCUUUUUUGUAUAUGAUGUGUCCAGUAAGUAGUCAAUAAAUAUAGUUUAUUGAUCCUA